Messenger RNA from Linnemannia hyalina, 1125 nucleotides. Lineage: Eukaryota; Fungi; Mortierellomycota; Mortierellomycetes; Mortierellales; Mortierellaceae. The record is from the annotation of a GenBank genome assembly.
AUGACUGAAUCAGGACCUAAGAUCGGCUUCAAGGAUGCCUUGAACGAGCUCGAUGACAAGCGCAUCAAGGAGAUCAAGCCUUUAAUCCCCCCUCAGAUCCUCAUGGAGGACUUGCCCCUCUCCCUCGCUGCUGCCCAGACCAUUAUCCUCGGACGCCAUGCUGCCGAGGAGAUCAUCAAGGGCCGUGAUGACCGUCUCCUCGUCAUUGUCGGACCCUGCUCCAUCCACGAUACCAAGGCUGCCAUCGAAUACGCCCACAAGCUGAAGGCGUAUGCAGCAGAGGCAUCAAAGGACUUGGCGAUCAUCAUGAGAGUGUACUUUGAGAAGCCCAGGACGACCGUCGGCUGGAAGGGUUUAAUUAAUGACCCCCAGUUGAAUAACUCUUUCCAGAUUAAUAAGGGUCUUCGUGUUGCCCGUACUCUUUUGCUUGACUUGAACGAGAUGGGAGUGCCUGCCGGAUGCGAAUUCCUGGACACGAUCUCGCCCCAGUACGUCGGAGACCUCGUCUCGUGGGGUGCCAUCGGAGCCCGCACGACCGAGUCUCAGAUCCACCGUGAGCUGGCCUCCGGUCUCUCAGUUCCCGUCGGCUUCAAGAACGGCACCGAUGGCAACGUCGGUGUUGCCCUGGACGCCAUCAAGUCCGCUUCCUCGGGCCACCACUUCCUCUCUGUCACCAAGCAGGGUCUCUCUGCCAUCGUCUCGACCGAGGGUAACGACUCUUGCCACGUUAUCUUGCGUGGAGGUGUCAAGGGUCCUAACUAUGAGGAGGCUGAGGUCAAGGCUGUUGCCGAUAAGUUGGUUGGAGCCAAAUUGCCUGCCCGGAUCAUGGUCGAUUGCUCCCAUGGAAACUCCUCUAAGGUCUUUUCGCGCCAGAUGAUUGUCGCAGAGGAUAUUUCCAAGCAGAUGAGCAGUUCUGCGUUGUCUGGGGAUGCGAUUAUGGGAGUGAUGAUUGAGUCGCAUUUGAAGGAGGGCCGUCAGGAUAUCCCCGCUGCUGGGCCCCAGGGUCUCGUCUAUGGCCAGUCUGUGACGGAUGCUUGCAUCUCGUGGGAGAACACUGUUGUGCUGCUGGAUAACUUGCGUGAGGGUGUUCGUGGUCGCCGUGCCAGGAGAUCGGGCAGCGCAUAA